GCGCGCCGACGCGCCGGGUCAAAGGUCAGGCCGCAAGAUGGCGGCGGCGGUGACCUUCUGCCGGCUGCUGGGCCGGAGAGGUGCUACGGCGCUAAGCGUGCCCCGGGGCGCCAGAUGUUUCGGGGUGCGGACCUCGCCGACCGGAGAGAAGGUCACGCACACUGGCCAGGUUUAUGAUGAUAAAGACUACAGGAAAGUUCGAUUUAUAGAGCGUCAGAAAGAGGUGAACGAGAACUUCGCCAUCGAUUUGAUAGCCGAGCAGCCGGUGAGCGACGUGGAGAGCCGCGUGGUAUCGUGCGACGGCGGCGGCGGGGCCCUCGGCCACCCCAAAGUCUACAUAAACUUGGACAAGGAAACAAAAACUGGGACGUGCGGUUACUGCGGACUCCAGUUCAGACAGCAGCACCACUAGGCCGCGGGGGGCGCCUCGGCGUGGCCCGAAGCCGGGGACCCGGAGCUGUACGCGCACCUCCCCAGUGCGAAUAAAGUGUGUCAAGGACGGCC
Molecule: messenger RNA, 504 nt
Organism: Pteropus alecto (black flying fox)
Lineage: Eukaryota; Metazoa; Chordata; Mammalia; Chiroptera; Pteropodidae
Gene: NDUFS6
Product: NADH:ubiquinone oxidoreductase subunit S6
Exons: 4
Coding region: 38-412 (124 amino acids)
Biological process (GO): mitochondrial electron transport, NADH to ubiquinone
Source: RefSeq, a predicted model, not a curated record